Messenger RNA from Pseudozyma hubeiensis SY62, 2058 nucleotides. Its product is annotated as C2H2 type zinc finger containing protein. Bases 1 to 2058 code for a protein of 685 amino acids. The record is from RefSeq and is a predicted model, not a curated record. NCBI's taxonomy places the organism in Eukaryota, Fungi, Basidiomycota, Ustilaginomycetes, Ustilaginales, Ustilaginaceae. The transcript has a single exon.
AUGCGAGCUGGAUACGCUACACGCUCUUCUACUGGCUGUCUUCCGCGAAACUUCAACGUGACCAGCCAAGCCAUGACCGCCACUGGCCUGUUUUCCGUCGGCUCGAUGGCUCACAACAGUGGCAAUGGAGGCAGCAUGGUGCGCAAGAGGCGCCGUCGGUACGGACCAAAGCCUGAUCCGCCUUAUCAAUGCUUUUGCGGCAAGAUCUUCAAACGACACGAACACAUGCUGCGCCACAGGGCUACACAUGACGACACCAUCAAGUACGAGUGUCACAUGUGUGGAAAGUCGUUUCGACGACAGGAUGUCAUGCAUCGUCACACCAUGACGCACGCAGCUCGCAGUCGACAAUCGAGCAAGCUGCGCAACACUGCCUCGGAAUCGGGGACGGCAAUGCCCGCAGCAGUCACUGCGAAGGCAGCUGGCCUCGACCAAGGCGGUGGCGGAGACAAAACCACGUUGUUGGCCGCGCAUCGCCAACGCGAUCAGUCCCAGAAACAGGCUCAGCUGGGUAUUCAAGGCAUCAGCAACGAGCACGACAUGCUGGAAGACCCCACCCUGCGUGUCGGUCUGGGCGACUAUGCAUCCGACUCUUCCUCUUCGCAACACAACCAGGACCACCACAUAGCGGCAGCACAGCUGUACAAUGCUUGCAGCAAUGCUCGGUACACGUUUCCUGCUUAUGCCGUCAACUUGCAGCCGGUCUAUGCCAAUAGUUCCGGCGUCGAUGCUGGUGGCGCAGGCUAUGCUCGUUCAGAUGGCUUUGAGAUGACCUCCGAUUACCACGCUCGCAAGUUCUCGUCCGCGUCUCCCCCGCCAGCCUUUUUUGGCGGUGCCCCCAACCUCGGUCCUCAGGGUUUUGAAGCGGGUCAGCUCGGCGGUGCAACAAUGCCUCGAGCUCAGUCCAUGCUGCCGAUGCUGACGAUGGCCACGGGUCAUGAACACGAUGCCAAGCACAACGGUCAAGACGGCGGUCAUCACUGCGCUGCGAGUUGGCACGCCGGAAACUACGGACUUGCGCAAGGCAUCACGCAGGCUGGGCCCGCCGAAUCAGAGUGGAGCGAGCAGAGCCCUUCCGGGCCCAGCCCACUCACAUUCGCCUCUCCCGCUUGGAGCCAGAAGGGAGAGCAGUUCAGGCGAGAAGGUACGACAUCCGCAUCCAACGGAACGCCGUUGGGCUUGUCCACGAGCAGCAGGCAGCUUUCAAUGGAUCCUGGCGCGCGGUGGCAUCCUUAUUCCGAACAUCAGCAACAGCCGCAGCCUCCCGUGCAACAACAGCACUUGAGCCUGCAGUCCCACUACCAGCAAGGCUCUCCGUUGAAUGGGAGUACCAGCGAUGCCGGAUUUGGCAGCGUGCACCGCAGCCCUGCAGGGGUGGUUCGAAGACUCCUCUCGGGUCUGCAUCAUCCCAACGGGUACAGCACGGCUAUCUCUGAUGCUCAAUCGUAUGCUGGUCACGGUGCUCAGGGCAAAAUGGAGGCGCACGGGGGCACAGCCACGGUCGGUCUCGGACUCGGUCUGGUGGCACAGUCGCAUGUCGAGACGCAGGCCGGCUCGCUGGGUCUGAUGGGAACGCCCACGCUCAACAAUGCUGCGGCGAACAACGGCAGCCGAGGUGACAGAGUGCCGGCGCUUCACCAAACGUCUGCCUCGCCUCAGGUGUCCAACGGCACCAUGCUUUCGUCUUCCUCCACGGCUUCGUCAAAUCACUGCCUCGAUAUCGGCAUGAGCUCGAUGCGAGUCUCGCAGGAUACCCUCCACCACAAUUCGCCGUCGUAUGGCACCGAGGCGAAGCAUGGCUUCACCUCCAUGUCUAGCGUGUUGGGACCCUUUGACAGCAACUCGCCGCUGACCGAAGCGACUGGCAACGCUUCGCCUCACAGUUACGGCAAUGGACAAGGUCGCGGAUACGCGGUCAACGCACCCUUGCACGUUCAAGCUCAUCGGGCUUCCUCAGGUCCACCCAUCGACCCUCACCUGGCUGCAUCUAACAACGGCUACGCGACGGAUUCGUCGGCUGCAAGCUUGCCCGGCGCUUCCGGCUUCCGACGUUGGUGA